UUGACGAGAUGUUAAAGUUCAGCCACUCCACGUGGGUGUUAUCGUUCUACAGAUGAGGUAAACCAUACUGAUAUUAAAAGACAUACAAAUCUCUAAUUUCUUGGUUAAGUUAACACUUACACAGAUAUGGCGGAUAAACACCAGCGGACGUAAUAAAAGCUAUCGAGCUACAUACAUUGAAGAGACUGAAUGUCAUGACAUGCUGAAUUUUUGUCGGGUCGUUGAUGUUUUAUCGAGUCAAAGGUUAAUUCCAGCUAUCAAAAUCAAAGGGUGGCCAGAUCCCAUUUUAAAGUCCCGUUUGUUUUGCGUAUCCUGCAAAAUGACCGAGGAUCCAACAGAAACAAAAGCUUUGAAAAGAUCAGCAGAUGAUGCAUUGGUUGAGACCGAGCAUGAAGACAAGAAACUUAAAACGGAUCAAGAUCAGCAAAAUGUUGACAGAAAACACCCGAAGAAGAAGGUGGCAUUGCUGAUGGCAUAUUCGGGCAAGGGGUAUUAUGGGAUGCAGAGAAAUGCAAAGAACUCCCAGUUUAGGACCAUCGAGGAUGAACUGGUCUCGGCUCUUAUCAAAGCAGGAUGUAUACCUGAGGGUCAUGGAGAAGAGAUGAAGAAGAUGUCUUUCCAAAGAUGUGCACGAACAGAUAAGGGUGUUUCUGCUGCGGGUCAAGUUGUGUCUCUGAAGCUGUGGAUGAUUGAAAACAUCCUGGCCAGCAUCGAUGCCCAUCUGCCACCCCACAUAAGAAUUUUAGGUUACAGAAGAGUCACUGGUGGCUUCAAUGCCAAAAACAACUGCGAUGGCAGAACUUACUCUUACAUGCUUCCGACAGUCGCUUUCUCCCCAAAAGACUUUAAUCAGGAAGACAUGUCGUUUCGUUUGACCUCCGAGACCCUUCUGAAGGUCAACCGUUUGUUCGGCCUAUACAAAGGCACCCACAAUUUCCACAACUUCACUUCGCAAAAGGGUCCCCGGGACCCCAGCGCCAAACGCUACAUCACUCACAUGUCAUGCGGGGAGCCCUUUGUAAAACAGGAUGCGGAGUUUGCCGUCAUCAACGUAAGAGGCCAAAGCUUCAUGAUGCACCAGAUCCGCAAGAUGAUCGGUCUUGUGAUCGCGGUUGUUAAAGGAUACGUGGGUGAGGAGGUGAUCGAGAGGAGCUGGGGGGAGGAAAAGGUUGAUGUUCCCAAGGCACCGGGGCUCGGGUUAGUGCUGGAGAGGGUGCACUUUGAUCGUUACAACAAACGCUACGGUGGAGAUGGUAUCCACGAGACUCUGGAUUGGACUGAAGAGGAACCUGCUAUUGCUGCUUUUAAAGACAAGCACAUUUAUCCAAGCAUCGUAGAAACUGAGCUUCAUGAGAAGUCCAUGGUGAAUUGGAUGGCUACGCUAUACAUCCAUAAUUUCGAAGCGACAGUGACGGGAAACCAAGAGAACAAAGAUGAUGAUGAUGAUAAUGGAAAUGCAUCUGACUGAUGACAACGAUGGAAGUCUAACUGAAAUGCUGAAUAGCAGAACUUUUUUAUUAUUAUUUUAUUUUUUCCUUACUUCCCUCAAGCUUCCUGAAUAAUGCAGAUUCUGAAAUAAAAUACUUUUAUUACAA
Molecule: messenger RNA, 1595 nt
Organism: Misgurnus anguillicaudatus (oriental weatherfish)
Lineage: Eukaryota; Metazoa; Chordata; Actinopteri; Cypriniformes; Cobitidae
Gene: pus1
Product: pseudouridine synthase 1
Biological process (GO): mRNA pseudouridine synthesis; tRNA pseudouridine synthesis
Cellular component (GO): nucleus
Molecular function (GO): pseudouridine synthase activity; RNA binding
Source: RefSeq, a predicted model, not a curated record